Messenger RNA from Apis florea (little honeybee), 825 nucleotides. RefSeq names its product axonemal central pair apparatus protein HYDIN. NCBI's taxonomy places the organism in Eukaryota, Metazoa, Arthropoda, Insecta, Hymenoptera, Apidae. The record is from RefSeq and is a predicted model, not a curated record. Gene Ontology annotation, cellular component: axoneme. Gene Ontology annotation, biological process: cilium movement; axonemal central apparatus assembly.
CUUUUCUACGUCGCCUCUUUGUCUUACAGGGGUUGCAUCGUAUGCCCGACUUUGCACUUCGACAAGGAGAGCCUCGAUUUCGGGACAACGGCCCUCGGUACGUGAGACUCAUUUUGAAUCAUAGUCGAGUUUAGUAGCUCGAAGAGUAAAUCUUGAAUAUAUUUUUCUUAUUUGUACGAAACACAGUCCGAAUGUAAAAGUAAAAUAAUAAUAAUUAAAUAAUUAAUUCUCAUCUCAGGGUUCAGUACGAGGCAAGACGUGUACUUGCAUAAUCUAGCCCUGAUACCGGUCGCAUUCACCUUAACCGUGUUGAACGACGGGGACGAAGUGGUACUGACUCACGAAGAUUUCGCGAAAAGUCAAACGAAACCGUCUUUCCCGACCAAUCCCCGAGAAUUCGAGGUCUCGCCCGAGGAAGGGGUUGUGGCCUCCAACGAUUCCAUGAGAAUCAAGGUGAUUUACACGGCCAAUAUCGCGCGCGUCGGUCACACGGCGAUUCAAGUCGACAUGUGGGACUCCGGCUCGCAUCCAAUCCUCUUGCCGAUCACGUUCUGCGGCAAAGUCGCCCCGUUGACCAUCGUUCCCAGCGACAUCACGGUCCGAUUCUGCUUCCUCAAUUAUCCGUAUUCCAGAUCCAUCGACGUGCUCAACAACUCGGACAUAGACGGAUACUUUUACUUCAUACCGCAACAAGUCACCGAAGACACGACCAUGAUAUGCUCGUUCUCCAAGUAUCAAGGAUACGUGAAAUCUCGUAAAUCGAGCACAAUCGAUGUCACUAUCAUGAUGAAGAAUUUAGGCACUUACACGCUCAUGUUGAAGUAA